Molecule: messenger RNA, 1148 nt
Organism: Talaromyces stipitatus ATCC 10500
Lineage: Eukaryota; Fungi; Ascomycota; Eurotiomycetes; Eurotiales; Trichocomaceae
Product: HAD superfamily hydrolase, putative
Exons: 2
Coding region: 1-837 (278 amino acids)
Molecular function (GO): phosphatase activity
Source: RefSeq, a predicted model, not a curated record
AUGACUACCCAUAGAACAGAUUUCCCCGCAAUCCGUGCUUGCAUUUUCGACAUGGACGGGCUUCUUAUCAAUAGCGAAGACAUAAUCACUGUGUCCACAAACGAACUUUUCAAAAAGUACGGAAGGCCUGUAUUUGAUUCGUCGAUUAGAUCUCAGCUCAUGGGCGUCCCAGAUUCAACGAACGGCGACGUGUUUCACAACUGGGCCAAAUUGCCAAUCUCCCGCGAGCAAUUCGCCCGUGAAUCGACUGAAAACAUGCGCCGGCAUUUUCCGAGUUGCAAGCCAUUGCCUGGUGCACAAGAACUUCUGUCAAACCUCAGCCGGGCACAUAAUGCUUGUUCUGGAGACAGAAUUGAGCUAGCACUGGCGUCCAGCACCAAGACCCGUAGCUACAAAUUAAAAACCUCGAAUCCGGAAACAAAAGGGCUGAUUAGCUUUUUCCAAGCUGACAGGCAGGUCCUGGGAGAUGACCCACGGGUACGACAGGGUCGAGGAAAACCGGCGCCUGACAUAUAUUUAGUCGCUUUGCAGUGUUUAAACUCGACGGUAAGUUCUGGAAACCCCCCCAUCAUGCCCAACGAAUGUUUGGUCUUUGAAGAUAGCGUGGCUGGGGUUGAAGCUGGAAGACGGGCUGGGAUGAGGGUUAUUUGGGUGCCGCAUCCAGAUGUGGCGAUAGAGCAUCAAGCGAGGCAGAAAGAUGUGCUGGCUGGGAGGACGGGAAUAUUCAACGUCGGAGACGGCUGGCAACCAGGAGACAUUGAUGAUGGCUGGGCUGAAAGCAUAUCCAGUCUGGAACAAUUCGAUUACGAAAAGUACGGCAUUAAACGCGGCCCUUGAUUUCUUCGUCAGACCGUUUCGCACGGCAACUUUCUCAAAGACGAUAGGAAUUUGCCUUCUAGCAAGGACACGGUAGGGAAUCUCUGCCGAUUUGAUGCAUACUGAACAUAGAUAAAUGUAGACUUCAUAUAGUUAUAAUUAACUAGAGGUUAUAUAUAUUGGCUGACUAAGUCUGAGCGCUAAACCCAAUUAGGAAGGAUGUCCCAACAGAAAUGCCUAUUGGAACUUGCUAUGCACUAGCACAAACUCAGUGCUCAAUACUCAAAGAUGUCUUUAUAGUGGGAAAUAUUGAUAUUGACCUAAUUCUGCGC